Messenger RNA from Jaculus jaculus (lesser Egyptian jerboa), 836 nucleotides. RefSeq names its product collagen alpha-1(I) chain-like. The coding region runs from base 234 to 836 and encodes 200 amino acids. NCBI's taxonomy places the organism in Eukaryota, Metazoa, Chordata, Mammalia, Rodentia, Dipodidae. The record is from RefSeq and is a predicted model, not a curated record. The transcript has 2 exons.
UUACUGCUAUCCGGAGAUCAAAUUAUUACUGUAGAAAUUAUUUUAAUUUUUUUCUUGUUUCAAUAAUAGAUUAUUAUUAAGCCAUAAGCUUGCAGGAUGAGGACCAGACGUUUACAAUGGAAAUUAAUGAAAGCAUGUCAGCUAGCUUUUGAGGGGUGGGGAUUGGGUAGUCUAAAAUCUUAUGCCACCCUCACAAACAAAAACUCCUCACAAAUGGCAAAACAAGGACGUGCAUGAUUCUAGAGGCAAACCUAAUCACCCAGCUGUCAGGCUAUGUGGUGUUUGUGAUACCAUCGGACCUUUUGGACUGGUCUAACCUGCAAAAAAGAAAAAAAAAAAAAAUCAAAGGUCAGCCAGGGAAGUCACCAGAGAAGAAUUACUUAAAAAAAAGAAGCUCCCCAUGCUUGGGGCCACCCUCCCAGAGAAGGGAAGACGACAAUGUCCGGGGAAGGCGCGGGUUCAAGGCGGCUGGGGAGGAGGCGGGCGCGCAGGACGCCGGGGCUCCCCGCGCUGCCCUAGGGGAAGAGGAUGGGCCUGAGCUCCCCAGCCAGCCUCUGCGAGCCCCCCACGCUCCAGGCCCGGAGGGAAAAGUUCCGAAGCAGCCCCAGGGGACCACAAAGCCCAAUCCUGCCGGGUUGAGCUGCACUCGGGGGCGUCGGGGAGAGCCGGGCCGUUCCGGGGGCGGGGGACGCGCAGGGGCUCCCGCCGAGGCCGGAGAGGCCCGGGCCGCCGCCCUCGCCGCCGCCGCCGCCCUCGCCGCCGCCGCCGCCGCCGCGGCCCUGCGUUACUGGGGGAGACGGAGCCGCUGCGACAGGGGAGGACGCGGCUGGGGCUGA